GCUAAAUAUUCUACAAGUUAUUGAUACAUUAUCUUAGUGUGCUUCAUUGAGAGACAUGGUUUGGAGAGAAACAGAAUAGGCUCGAGUGCAACUACUAUCUUACAGAACCAUGUCUGCAGUGCUCAGCAACACAUGCCAGCAAACAAAAGAAAGUUCAAAAAGAAAUGAAAUUGCACGUCGACGAUGGAAGAUACUUGCACGUGCCCUUCAAAGAAGUAGCGAGGGUGAGACAAAUGAAGAUGAAGAUGUAUCUGUUCGACGCUUCACCUCAUUUCAUCUUUUCACAAUGAAAUUGUUACCAUCUUAUAAUAAUUCCACUAGCUCUGUGGCAUCAUGGUCAGAGUACUCUGUAGUCGUUGCACGUGAAAAAUAUUCCAUAUUUAUUCGCCACCCCUUUCCAAAUUUCACAGCCACAGAACUGAUGGGAUUCAAUAAUACAGGAAAUAUUUGUAUUUGGCCUUCAGAAGAAGUACUAGCAUUCUACGCACUGUGUAACUUACAACAGUUUGCUGGGAAAACAAUUCUUGAACUAGGGGGUGGCAGCACUUGUCUUGCUGGUCUUUUCCUUGCUAAAUAUUCAUCAGCUUUCAAGAUACAUCUUACUGAUGGAAAUGAAUCUGCCAUGAAAAAUGUUCAGUAUAUUGUUGAUCGUAACUUUCCACAGGGAAAUGACAGACUUGUAUGUUCUGUAUUAGAAUGGGGAAGCUUUUGGAGGCUAGCUGUUAAUCAGCAUAUUAAGCCUUAUGACAUAAUACUGUCUGCUGAUUGUUUGUUCUUUGAUGAAGCAAGAAAUGAUUUAGUAGAGACUAUAUGGACAGUCUUGAGUGAAAAUGGGACAGCUUUUGUAAUGGCACCACAGAGGGGUGAUACAUUUGACAAGUUUAGACAAGAGGCAAAGGCAAGGGGAUUUAUAUGUUCAAGCAAAAAGCAUUACAGUGAUCAUGUUUGGAACAGACACUUGCAGGUCAAACAAAACUGUGAUUAUGAUGAAAAUAUCCAUUAUCCACUGCUACUUAUUUUGAAAAAGUCUAUGCCAGCAGAAAUUGGAGACCAAUUCAACCUCUAGGGAUUAUAUCUUGCCUUUACAGAAAUUAAUGAAAUGUAUUAAAAAGUUACAAAAUUUCAGAAGUAAUUAUAUUUGAUCAUUUUACUGAACUAUGGUGCCAUAAUGAAACUUUGAAAGAGAUAUCAGUAUUUUCACAUUGUUGUUUUGUAAAUGAUGAAAGUUAAUCUAGUCAUACUACAAUUGAGUAGAAUUGAUGUCAAGUAUACUGUUGUAAAUUUAUUGGAGUGUUUGGAAUUUUAUAUCCAAGGAUCAGAAACGUUUGUGCCAUUGUGUAAAAGACUGAAAAAAUUUGUGAACUUAGUUUUAUUAUUUUAUUGAGGAUUAUUUAUUUGAAACAGAGCACUUUAUAAUAUUUGCAAAUUAACUGGUACGAUGAUUCACAAAUUUUCAGUAACUUAAAGCGUACAAAAGAGGACUUUUGAGUACUGUAUAUCUUUGUGUUCCUGUUGUGUACGUAUACUUUUUUAUGUAACAGGUGGAAUGUUUGGUUCUGAUGAUUGUAUUGAGUGUGUCAUUCCUAUCCAGUGAGCAAAUUGCCUGUCUUUUUGACAUAUGUAAUAACACUUACCGCUCUUUCAUUCCUAUUCUUUCCAUUGUGCGGGAUGGGCUCGAAUGAUUGUAUGAAUACUUGCCAUAAAUUAUAGAUUCUGUGUCAAGUUGUGAAAGAUAUUGCUUGACAGUCACAUCCAGUACAUAGCUAACUAUUUUGAAAAAGCUUUAAGUAUCUGUACUUCUGUAGCCUAGAUGUAAUAGACAGAUGGUGUCUUGCAACUGCAGUGAUUUUUUUCAUUAUUUCCUGGUUCUUACCUGACAGUGAAAACUGUAUUUUAUGUUGUAACUCUAUUUUAAGAUGAAUAUAUGAAAUAGUGUGUGUUUUAAACUGUAUCAGUGAGAAACCAUUCAGCACCUAUGACACUGCAGUUGCUAGAUGCGUCUUUCUUUUAUGUUUCAGUUAUUUCCUAACAUUCCUCUUUUUACCUUUUCUACAUAUCUAUUUUUUAUUGUUUUAAUGUAAUGAAGAAAAUUUAAUGUAGUGUUGGAAGUUCACAUCUGGAUGCAAUUUCGAAAUUCUUGUUCAUAAAAAUAUUUGAAAACAUUAUUAACCUGAGAGGCUAGAAAAUGGAGAGUGCAUGGCAUGAGGAAACUUAAACUCAUAGAUAUUCACAAGGACAAUCUCUCUAAUGAAACGGUUUAAACACAGGCAUUUUGAAGCACGAAUACUGUACUGAUUGAUAGGAUUGGUUGGAAUAUAGUUGGUACCAGUCUUUACCCUUUUUUUGUAGUGAAGGGAUUCAAAGAUUCUGAUGUAGCAUUGUUUGUUUCCAUAGGUACACUUCUCUCUCUCUCU
Messenger RNA from Schistocerca cancellata (South American locust), 2414 nucleotides. Its product is annotated as calmodulin-lysine N-methyltransferase. Gene Ontology annotation, cellular component: cytoplasm. NCBI's taxonomy places the organism in Eukaryota, Metazoa, Arthropoda, Insecta, Orthoptera, Acrididae. The record is from RefSeq and is a predicted model, not a curated record. Gene Ontology annotation, molecular function: calmodulin-lysine N-methyltransferase activity. Bases 110 to 1066 code for a protein of 318 amino acids. The transcript has a single exon.